This is a messenger RNA of Caretta caretta (loggerhead turtle), 7964 nucleotides long. RefSeq names its product cyclin A1 (gene CCNA1). The record is from RefSeq and is a predicted model, not a curated record. Lineage: Eukaryota; Metazoa; Chordata; Testudines; Cheloniidae.
CAGGGCCCCGGCACGGCCGCUGCGGUUGCCACGGGAGCCACCGCCGCCGCCGCCGCCGGUCUGAGCUUCCAACGGGCCGGGCCCAACAGCCGCGGGCGGGUCGAAACUGUCAGCUGCUGACCUUGAAACAAUGCAUCACAACGAUAAGAGUGGGAUCUCCCAAGGUGGAAGUUGGGAGAUCCGCCGGGUUGCAGCUGGGCCUUAUUCCAACCAAAAUCCACCACAGCGGGCUGUGCUUGGGCUGCUGACUGAGAAUGGGCAGUGCUUGAGGGCAUGUAGCCAGGGUACCACCAUAGUCAGACGCUUCUCUGGCUCUGAAAAUGCUUUCUCUCCCUCUGGAAAGAAUAUAUUCCCUAGCUGUAUGGUCAAUGUAACAUCCAAGCAAGGGUUUGCUAUAUAUGUAGAUGAACCAGAGCAAAAAGACAGAUGCAGCUGCACAGUUGUAGAAGAGGUGGAACCUAGCCAGUGUGAAGUGGAUACUAGCACAAUGAAACCCAAUAUUCAUCUGUUGUUGGAUUUGAGUACAGGUUCUCCUAUGUUGGUGGAUACAUCAUUCCAGUCACAACAUGAAGUUCAUAUGGAUAACAAUGUGGAUAUAAUGAGUGUGGGAGACUAUGCAGAAGACAUUCAUCAGUACCUUAGAGAAGCUGAAAUAAGAUACAGGCCAAAACCAUAUUACAUGCGAAAGCAGCCAGACAUCACAUCAGGGAUGCGUGCAAUCUUGGUGGACUGGCUGGUGGAAGUUGGGCAAGAAUACAAACUUCGUACUGAAACACUGUACCUAGCAGUCAACUUUCUGGACAGGUUUCUUUCCUGCAUGUCUGUCCUCAGAGGGAAGCUGCAGCUUGUGGGAACAGCAGCAAUUCUUCUGGCUGCGAAAUAUGAAGAGAUCUACCCUCCAGAGGUAGAGGAGUUUGUGUAUAUAACAGAUGAUACUUACACAAAGAGACAGUUAUUAAGAAUGGAACACCUGCUCCUGAAAGUACUGGCUUUUGACUUGACGGUACCAACUAUCAACCAGUUUCUCCUUCAGUAUUUACAGAGACAUGGAGUCUGUGUCAGGACAGAGAACUUUGCAAGGUAUGUAGCAGAGUUGAGUCUCUUGGAAGCUGAUCCAUUUCUGAAGUACCUUCCUUCACAAACUGCUGCAGCAGCUUACUGUCUAGCAAACUACACUGUGAACAGGCAUUUCUGGCCAGAAACACUUGCUGCAUUCACUGGGUAUUCACUAAGCGAGCUAGUGCCUUGUCUGAGUGAUCUACAUAAAGCAUGCCUUGAUGCUUCUCAUCGACCACAGCAAGCAAUUAGAGAGAAGUACAAGCUGUCAAAGUACAUGCACGUAUCCUUUAUGGAGACACCAGCAGUUCUUCCUCUGCAAUAAAUGCCAGUGAACGAACACACUGACUAAAAUCGAAGCACUUGCCUCCUGAUCAACAGAGUUGGUCUUACAUUUUUAUAGGGCACUGCAGGUCAUGUGUCAAUAACCAUGAUGCUUAUUGUUUUAGCUGACAUUUUUAAAUGAUUUUUUUACAAGGACUGUAGUCUAGUUUUAAUGUAAACUAAAAGCACUUUUAAUAAAUAUCUUGCCUUAUGAAUAUGUCUCUAGCUUCACUUGUCCAAGCUUCAACUUACUAAGAUUUGUGGUGGAUUCUCUAUCUUUGGCACCUUUUUAAAUCAAUAUUGGGUGAGUUUCGGUUUGAACUGGAGCAUCUUAGGGGGGAAACCUCAGAAGUCCUAUGGCCUGUGUUCAGCAGGAGGUCAGACUAGAUGAUCACAAUAGUCCUUAUGGCCUUAUAACCUCUAAAUCUUAUCUAGGUCUCAAAAUGGGUUGUGAAUCAAAAGGAGAAACUGUUGACUCUUACCAUAAAUUGACUGCAAGAUCUGCGGGGCAGGUAUUGUAUUAAUCACUCAUUUGAGUCUUGUUUCAAACAAUAGACAGGAAGGCAAAGGCAACACAGAUCACCUACCUAUGAAAGUUAGCUAUUGCACACCAUCUUGAAAGUAAUUCAUUUCAAGUACUGCACCAUCAAAUCAUCAGUGGUUGGCUAGCUUUUUUUAGGUGAGAUCACAGCAGAAGUGGUCUUAAGGGAAUUGGAGAAAGCCCUAGGGAUAAGUUCAGUGUUGGUGUUCCCAUGUAGAAUGUGUAGGCAUGUAUUGGGGAGGAAAACAUGCAAUCCUUGAAUACUUAAUUGGCAGAGGAAAGAAAGGGUACAGCAGAUCAGUAGUGAGAGGUGGAAUUGUGGGGGCUUUAUAAGCAAAGAUGAAACUUGAUGGUAUGGUGUGGGGAGGAGAGGCAAUGCAGAGAAUUGAAGGGGAAGUGAUGUGAUAUUCAUGGGCCCUUAGAUGUGUCUAAAGUUAGGGGACCUGUAGAUAUUUGAGGCCAAACACGUGGACACUGCAGAAAUCAAAAUGCAAGAUAAGGGCUAGGAGUGCUAGCUGUGUGGAAAGAAAGUCUGACUCUCUAUUGGGAGCUGCAGCAGGGAUUGGACACUACUGGAGAGUUGGGGGGAGGGGGAGGAAGAAAUGACAAGGAAGUCAAAGAUGCCUCUCCAUCCCCAGCUGUGUGCCGGAAUGACUUGUUAACAGUGACAGAACUUGAGCAAAAAGAGGAGUUUGGGUCGUAUUAAGCUCUUAAAGUUCUGUGAAGAUAUUUAAUUCAGCCAGUCUGACUAGACUGAGACAAGUCAGGAGUGGAGAGGUUGUAGAAAAAUAUUUGAAUCUGAAAGUAGCUGAUGACAGGAAUGAAUUUUUUUUAUAAUGGAGUGCUUGCGGGGGCAGGCAAUAGGGAUAUUUUACCUGGUCUUUCUGAAGAAACAGAUACAGACAGCCUUAAAGGAUAAGACUUCAGUGGAGAGCAGAUUAAAGCAGCAGUGAGGAUGAAUUUGGGGCAGGCCUGAGAUUCUACCUUGAAGUAGAAUCCAUGGUGAAAGCAGAGUAGAGCUUGCAGAAGACCAACCAGAAAGAAUUCAGGAUGAAGUUAGAGGACAUUAGAUACUGAGGCCUUGGGUACCUCUAUGCUAUAGGAAUUAGAGGAUAUCUCUCUAUUCCAGUGUAGGAUUCUUAAAUACUGCACACAGUCUAGUACUCUGAUCUCUCAAUAUGCCACACAAGAUUCCCCUUCACUUAAGACUAGGCUCAGGGAAACUUUCUUAAAUUCUUUCAUACUUGAUUUCAUCCCAUUUCUAACAUUCCCAUCUUACCCUUGUAAUCUAAACUCUGCUUCUUAGGGUUCAUAACACCACAAAAGACUCAUUGGGGCAGGAGCCCUCUUGAUCUUCCCUUACCCAAGUUGUAUCUUUUCAAAGAAAGCUUGAAACAAAUCUGACUUCCCCCUUGUCCUAAAGUCCUUCCAGUCUGUUAACAUAUUAACAGACACAAUGUGGUCAGUAGAUUGUGUAUAAAUAUUGCGGUCAUGCCAGACCUUGCACUACUACCUCAUCUAAUCUGAAAAGAUGCUUUGGUAUCUAAAACGAUCUUCCUCUUUUUGCCACCGGACAUUUCACAAAUCUUCCCCAAGAGACUUUCCCUUGCUUCCAAUGCAUAUUGCAAACUGCUUCUUUAGAACUAAAAGUUGUAAUGUGCAUUUGAAUAGCCAACACUAUCUACUGCCAUCUGUCUCAAUCCCUUGUGUUUUUUGUCCUUAAUGGUGUGUAAAACAGCACCUAUAGGUUGUCCUUAACAUCCUGUCUAAACCUUCUUGAGAUGUCUCCUUGUAUUAAGUUUUAGUCCUCCUGCUGACCUGCAGCUCUCCCAGGACCUAAACAUACUGGCCUUGUUUUCAGCCCUCAGCAUGUUGACUGAAAAGACCCUGUCUGUAUCAACCCAGUGCAAAUAAACUUAGAGUAGAAUUUAUUGAGCCACUGGAGCAAGUGCUCUAGUAAACAUUACAUCUAUAGAGUUACCUUAAACUGGCACUUGCAAAAAUGAAAUCCAAUUUAUGGGGUUAUUUAGAUCUAGUAAAUGGUCUAAUGUGAGGGUAUGACUUUCUUUUUCUUAACUCAUUUAUAUUAAAGUGAGGUGCAGAAAUAGACAAAACCUCCGGUUAUUUAAGAGUUAUUUAUUUAGCAAUUUCUGGGGACCUCUUACAGAUCUGUCUCUUAUCCCUGGUUCCAAUGUACACCCUUUCUUUUUAAGUUCAUCCUAUAGCUGCUGCUUAUAAUGGAUUGUUCCUUGAGUCCCUCAAAAUAUAAUUAACAUCUAUGGGGCUGUAUUCUUGUUUGACCCCAUAAUCGGUAUGGAGAGGCACUUUACAUUCUGCAUAUGGUAUAGUUAAAGAUUUAUAAGCUGACCCUGCAAUCAACCCAAGGAAUAUAAAGAGUCUAGGGACCGUUUUCCCUAACGAGCUACAGAGUUGCUCAGCAGGGAGGAGGUAGAGGUCUGUGCCCCUCCUGGGGAACAGGGGUACUAAAAUCAGGGGCUGUGCUCAGAUUUUAGGAUUAGAGUUCAAGAAAUCUGUCUUGAACUCAAAUCUGAGAAGCCAUUAAUCUGAGAGGGGUACUUGCUUUGGCAAGUUUAGAAAAUCCUGUUGAGUGGUAACCAGACUUGCUGUCCAUAUCAUGCACUGUGCACUAGAAAAUAUUUCCCAACACUGAUUUGAAUACAAAGCAGCUGUUAAAAUAGCUACUGUACCACAUCACUGCAAAUAAUGGCUCUUGCUUUCUCAGAGUUAGAGGGGGGAAAAACUGCAAGCCCAUUCUAUGAAGUGCAUGAUAUGGAACGCGAAUAUCUUUCCAUAAUGUUUCUUCAGAGAGAGAGGAUGGCUUUGUGGUAAAAGUGCAGGCUAAGAGAAGCUGUGCCAGACUUGCAGUCACUUUGUGUGUUACAUAACCUUUCUGCUGCAGUUGCCUCCUCUUUAAAAUGGAAAUCUAUAUACUUUAUAGGAAUGACAAAAGGAUUGCUAUGCAAAUAUUUGUGAAGCACUUUGAUAUCCUAGGAUGCAAGGCACUAGAAAAGUCCAAAGUAUUAUUUCUACCCUAAGCCCUACUUGACGCUCUUGUCUGACAGGAAAACCUUGCAGGGGAAAGGGUAGUGAAAGGCUGAAUAGAAAACAUGCAUAUGCUCUAGGAGACACUCUGACUCAGGUCAGAAGACUCAUGUAACAACGCACUAUCGAAAAUCUGAACUGUUAGGUGGUUGACAUGCAAACUGUCACUAAACUUAAUUUGCUGUAAACGGGUAAACAAAAACUUAUUACUUAUCAGUCUCCUCUGAUUCCACCAAAAUGAAGUUGAUUUUGAGAUAUGAGUGCCCAAAAGGCUGAAACGGUUUUGUUUGUGUAUAAUUUUGAUUAUAGCAGCAUAAGCCUGACCCUGCAGCAGGGAUUUCCUCACCCACCCACCCCAUGUGGGGUGUUUACUCCCCCCUCCCCUGAGUUUUGUGAACUAAUUACAUGCACUGUUGCCAAUUUAGUGAUUAUUUGGACAUUUGAAUUGAAAUUGAAACAUUAAUACACACUUUAAAAGCAUAACCUCUAUCUGAAAAAGUAUAAUAGAUUUGAAAAGUAUGAACGUAAGACUAGCUUCCUUAUACAGCUGUUGUUUUUUAUGACCAUGUCAGAGCAUUCGUUUCAGUGAUGUUGGCCAACCUAAUAAUUUCAAAUGAUGAUUUAUAAGCAAAGUCUAAAUGAGCUCUUCCUGACAGCUAGUGAUGAGCUGUGGGGAAAGGCUUCAGGACCAGAUUGUAUUUACAUUCACACCUAAUCUACCUAAGUAUCCAGCAAAUAGAGUUGUGUUGCCCAAGUGAUAGAUUUUGGCUGGGGUUGGGUUACAAAUCACUUGAAUGCGGGGGGUAAAGAAAUGUUGUUGCAUUAAGCCCUUGAAAAACAAUGGUUUAUAAUAUAAAUGUGAGGUGAACUGUAAGUACUGUGUAUAUCACUACUGCAAUAGUUUACUAUAGUAGUAAAAAUAAAGGAGUUUUAGGCCUCAGACAAUAGGCUUAGAGUAAUCCUAGAAUAUCAGGGUUGGAAGGGACCUCAGGAGGUCAUCUAGUCCAACCUCCUGCUCAAAGCAGGAAAAUUUUAUAUAGGAAAAAUUUAGUAUUAAUUGAAAUAAUCUGAAACACAAUUUCCAGUAUACUGUAUUCAUGUAACCAGUAUAUCAAGUGUAUCUAAAUGGUCUAAAGUGAAUCAUUAUUUUAAUGUUAGAUUUGUGGAGUAAGCUUUUUAAAGGAAUUGAUUCCAAGGUCAGAAGAGACUAUUGUCAUCAUCUAGAUGGAUUUCUUGUCCAGCCCAGGCCAUUUAACUUUGACAAAAUAAUUCCUAGAGCAUAUCUUUUAGAAAAACAUCCAGUCUUGAUUUUAAACAUUUUGGUGAUCGGGAAUCCACCACAACCCUUGAUAAAUUGUUCCAAUGUUUAAUUACUCUCACUGUUAAUCUGUAUCUUAUUUCCUGUCUGAAUUUGUCUAGCUUCAACUUUCAACCAUUGGAUCAUGUUAUUACCUUUCUCCGCUAGAUUGAAGAGCCCACUGUUGUAUAUUUAUUCACCAUGUAGUUAUUUACAGACUGUAAUUGGGUCACCCUUUACAAGCAGCUAGUAUGCCCAAAGUUUUUUGUGUUUCUUCAAAGCAUUGCAACUGAACUGGUGGUUUUAAAAUAAAUGUUUUCAGUCUAAAAGAAGGUGGGGAAACCCAAGUAGUUAAGGUUAGGAAUCAUACAGUGCAAAUGCUGACAGUGGGUUUGAACAAGGAACAUUAAAUGGGUUUAUAUGGGAAACUGAUCUGUGAAGUGGUCCCAGAGGCGAUUCUUCUGGGUGGUAGUGGCUGCCAGAGUGUUGCAGUUCAACCCUCUGCAUUGGGUAUGUAUUACUUGGAGCAAGAAAGAACUUAUUUACUUUGUACAAGUGAAUUUGAACCUUGCUUUUGGAGAAAAACUGGGUUCUAUACACUAACCAAGUGAUAACUUACCCAGACCUAAAUCCCCUCUGGGUUCUGUUGCUGUCCCAUGCCUUUUGUAUAUGAAAGGGAAAAUGUGCAUCUACCUUGUUACAUGGAAUAUGCUGACCUGGUUUAAAUAACACCUAGUUCUCAGAUAUACAUAGAUACGAAAGCAACUUACACAAUUUAAAACACAAACAAAAGGAUAAAAAUCCAAAUCAGAAAGGCAUGCUCUGGCCCAGAGAUCCCUUGGUGCCAACUGGCAGAGAGCACAUGGGCUGCCUAGAGUUUUAGAGGGAUCCCCUGGGUUGGAUAGUUGCAUAAUAGUUCACCAGUGGGUGGCAUGUGAGGUCUCUACUGAGAGCCAGUAGCCCACUAGUCGUCAUAAUUGCAAAAAGUACGUAUGGAUAAUAUUUAAGGGGUUAUGUGUAUCUACUAAAAUUAUGUUUUGAAGAUCUUGGAGUUAAGGCAGGUCACCAGGAGGUCACAUACCUUGGAGAUGUUCCUUUCAGGUAGAGAGUAACUGACGCUUAUUGUAGAGAGACAUAUACUGUGUGGCAUACAAUUUACAUACUGAGCCAGGUGCAAAUUCAGAGAUUGCAAAAUAGACGAGAGAGGAAAUCUACAGGAAAAACAAAUAGCAGAGGGGUGUCCAGUUUGUGAAUAAAGACAAAGGAUUGGUUUGAUAUACCUUAGAGUGCAAAGAGACACACUGUAGCAGGCAAACUGACAGCAUGCAUGUCUCGUGGAAGAAGGGUCACAGCCAGCCUGGAUGUAAAGAGGUGCAAGGAUUUUGGAUGAGUAUUACUCUGCUAGUCACAAGAGUAUCUUGUUAAUUAAGGCUAGGUUCCAGAAGGUGUGUUAUGAUUUUAUUUUGUAUGUAACUCUUUGUUUCCAAUAUUUCAACUUGCUACUACUUGAAUCUCUCUGCUUUGUUAAAUUUUGUUUCACUAUAAACAUAUCUAAGUGUUGUGAGUUAAGUGGAGUGGUGAUUGGAGGGGAACUGGUAGAGCUGUGGUGUACUGCUUCUUUGGAAGCAGCAGAUUGGUGAAUACUGUAAGUGUCCAGUGGACCAGGGGUUGGAGACUCUAGUG